This is a messenger RNA of Megalopta genalis, 2215 nucleotides long. RefSeq lists its product as uncharacterized. Gene Ontology annotation, cellular component: plasma membrane. Lineage: Eukaryota; Metazoa; Arthropoda; Insecta; Hymenoptera; Halictidae. Gene Ontology annotation, biological process: triglyceride biosynthetic process. The record is from RefSeq and is a predicted model, not a curated record.
UAUAAAAAGAGCAACGCUGCUGAAAGUCGUCUUACUUGGUGCUGAACAGCAUCGAGACCGUUCCGAAGCCCGGUCACCCUCGAUCGCCAUGUCCAAGAAAUUCGCGGGACCAGCGUACAAUCACUGUAACACGUAAAAACAAUCACCGAGUGUAAAGCUACGGAAACCGUCAUGUCGAAGAUAUACCAAGUGAUCCUGACGAUUUUCUCGCUUCUUCUUGCCCCGUCGAUUGCUCUGUUGUUUCUGUGCCUGUAUCUUUAUCGCCGUGUGAUCGACCUCGUCCUAAGGGCGCAGCUGAAGGAGAAAUACGCGGGCCUCCUCGACGGAGCCGACAGCAUCUGGGCCAUCGAAGAGCCCUCGGCCCUAGCCGUGAACAAUAUCCUCUUGAUAUUCGAGAAGGAUGCUCGGCAUUCGAACACGAACUUCCUGGACAGCUUCAGGGAGCUGGUCAGAACGCGUCUCCUCCCUUCGGUGCACGAGAAGCUUCUGUACAAGAGGAAGAAGAGGUUCGGUUACUACUAUUGGGAGAGGACCGAUGAGAUCGACCUGAAGGAGCGAGUCAGGUGGUUGGAGUACGAGAGGGCAAGUUGCGACGGGUCCUGCGACAGCGUUUACAACGGCCACUUGAAGAGGAUCCUCUGGAACGUCUGCAACCAGCCGCUUCCGGAGGAGCACACCGCCUCCUGGGAGAUCCUGGUCGGCAAAUGCUGUCCUAGGUCGAGCCAUCAUUACCUGCGGCGACUGGAGGAACGUCUGGCCAGCAAGAUCAAGAUUCCCGUCCUCUUCAGGGUCCACCAUUCCCUGGGCGACGGCAUGGCUCUGCUGAAGUUCUUCAAGGAGGUGAUCGUCGACAAGGAACCGGCCCAGGAGACAUACGUGCACUUGGAGCACACGAGUUUCAAGAUGAAGAGCCUGGAACCGAAGAAGAUCAAUUCUGUGAAGCCUUCUCUGAUCGGCGACAGAAGCCUGCAGACCUGCCUGCAGAGGGACGUCAUGUCCGCUACCAUGCCGUUCAUCCACUUCAUGAUGUUCUCCCAAGCCGCCAAGACGUUGACGACACAGUUCUCGAAGGGGGCGAAGUCCCUGCGAAAUCUCACCUUGGAAGAGGCGAGAAGCAAGCUGAAAGUACUUUCAGACAACGAGAUGGAGAGGCUGGUCGUUCUUCUUCGGAAUCUCUGGAAGAACCUAAAGGGACUGGCAAGGUUAACGAAGAUCAUCAUUGGGAGUCCUGCUUGCUUGAUCGCUCAGGCUUUCCGCAGCAUGGAUAAAAGCGCGCUCCACGGGGCGGAGAUGACAGGCGAGAAGCUCGUCUCCUACUGGCUGGAGGACGAUUUCAAGAACAACUACGACCAGAGGCUCUUCACCAAGAUUCAGAACAUAAAGAGCAUCACUGGCGCCAGAUUCGGGGACGUUAUACUCGCUGCUCUGUCCGUUAGCUUACACAAACACUUCGUUCGUACGAAGGAACCGACCCCGGACGCGAUCAGCGUGAUUCUCCCAGCAAAGAUAGAAGAUUGGAGCGAAGACGUCCCUCUGAAGAACAAUAUUUCCGUCGGGAUAUUGCCGCUCUGCAUCUCGAGGAUAGGCGGCAAGGCGUCCGCGAAUCCUGUCGAGAACUCCCAAAUCUUGGAACGGCUCGAGGACGUCAGGUGCGCGCACGAUGCGCUCAAGAAGAGCACCGACUACAUGGUCAACUUCUUGGUGAUGAAGUUCCUGUCGGCCGUGCUUCCGGAGGCGUUCAUGCGACCGGUGAUCAAAAGUCACAGCACCAUAGUCUUCAGCAACUUGGUCGGUCCACGGGAAGUCAAGGUGCUCGGCCAUUCGGUGAAGAAUAUCGCAUUCUGGAUACCGAACAGGGUCGACACAGGAAUAGGCUGCUCGUUGGUGACCUAUCGAGGCUAUCUGCACCUGUCCCUGAUCGCCGACAAAGCCCUGGUACCGAACGAGAAAGCUCUCACGCAGAUACUGGAGAGCACCGUGCAGGAGAUCGACCAUCUCUACGACAAACUGACGUUGUCGUUCUUCUCGAAGAAGCUCCGCAGGAGCAUGUCAACGCCCACGAAAAAAGGAAUCGGCGUGUUGUAAAACUACGGAGCAGGAAGUCCCCUGGACGCACGGCUUUUUUUGUAAUCGUGCGAGUGUACAAGCGCUGUCUCUGCGCGAAAGAUUUUUUUACUGUAAACACGAGAAUCAUAGAAAUACUUCACAUUGUUGA